AUGGAUCGUUCUAACAAACCCUCCGCCAUUGGAGUGGGCGCAUCUCUCCCGCAGCCCACUCUGUCCAUCAAGGACAACAUCAUUGAAGCCUCAUUGCCCUCCGGUCAGUCGGUUACUGUGCAUCUGUACGGCGCUACCGUGACCUCAUGGAAGACAAACGGCAAGGAGCAGCUGUUCGUGAGUGAGAAGGCCCAUUUGGAUGGUUCCAAGCCAAUCCGUGGUGGUAUUCCGCUCGUGUUCCCGGUUUUCGGUCCUCCUCCCCAAAAUCACGCCACCUCUUCCCUACCUCAACAUGGCUUCGCACGCAACUCUAACUGGGAGUUUUUGGGCAAGUCGUCCUCGGAAGCACCUGGAAGAGAUGCUGACCAGACCGAUCUCACUGUGAAGCUCGAUUUCGGACUGUCGCACUCCAUGUUGACCGAUGAGUUCCGCGAGGCAUGGCCCUAUGAGUUCGGUCUGGUUUACAGUGUUACCCUUACAAAGGAUACUUUGGAGACAGCAUUGCAGGUCCGCAACGAAGGCAAACAGAACUUUGAUUUCCAGACUCUGAUGCACACAUACCUCAACAUUGCGGACAUCUCCGAUAUCCGCAUUAAGAACCUCGAAUCCAAGACCUACGUCGACAAGACUCUCAACGCCACCUCUCACACUGAAUCCUCUCCCGCUCUCGCCAUCACUCAAGAAACCGAUCGUGUUUACCAGAAUCUCGACCCGGCCGUUCCCAUUGUCGUCGCCUCAGCUAAGGAUGACCAGCCUCUGUUCUCGGUGACUCGGGAGGCCUUGAACGACGUCGUGGUCUGGAACCCUUGGAUUGAAAAGGCUAAGGGUAUGGCCGACUUUGGACCAGAUGAGGCUUACAAGAACAUGAUCUGUGUUGAGGCCGGCUCUGUGACUGGCUGGCAGACUCUUGAGGCUGGAGAAGCCUGGGAGGGUGCUCAGAGCAUCAAGUCUCGCCUGUAA
Penicillium antarcticum is the source of this 960-nucleotide messenger RNA. Its product is annotated as D-hexose-6-phosphate mutarotase. Lineage: Eukaryota; Fungi; Ascomycota; Eurotiomycetes; Eurotiales; Aspergillaceae. Bases 1 to 960 code for a protein of 319 amino acids. Gene Ontology annotation, biological process: carbohydrate metabolic process. Gene Ontology annotation, molecular function: isomerase activity; carbohydrate binding. The transcript has 3 exons. The record is from RefSeq and is a predicted model, not a curated record.